AUGUCGUCCCAGCCGCUUCUGCAGACCGCACCGGGCAAGCGCAUCGCCCUGCCGACUCGCGUCGAGCCCAAGGUCUUCUUCGCCAACGAGCGAACCUUCCUAUCAUGGCUCAACUUCACAGUCAUCCUCGGCGCCCUCGCCAUCGGGAUGCUCAAUUUCGGCGACCGGGUCGCCUUCAUCUCCGCCUUCCUCUUCACCGGCGUCGCCAUGUUGACCAUGAUAUACGCGCUCGUGACCUAUCACUGGCGGGCAAAAUCUAUACGAAUGAGGGGGCAGGCCGGCUUCGACGACCGGUUCGGCCCGACCUUCUUGGCCAUCAUCCUCCUGCUGGCCGUCAUUGUCAACUUUGUCCUCCGCAUCAUGGACUCGUCCAAGAAGCAGAAGCACGGCUAG
Molecule: messenger RNA, 393 nt
Organism: Drechmeria coniospora
Lineage: Eukaryota; Fungi; Ascomycota; Sordariomycetes; Hypocreales; Ophiocordycipitaceae
Product: vacuolar transporter chaperone 1
Exons: 2
Coding region: 1-393 (130 amino acids)
Cellular component (GO): vacuolar transporter chaperone complex; fungal-type vacuole membrane
Source: RefSeq, a predicted model, not a curated record